Messenger RNA from Nannochloropsis gaditana CCMP526, 1329 nucleotides. RefSeq names its product short-chain dehydrogenase reductase. The coding region runs from base 19 to 1158 and encodes 379 amino acids. The transcript is spliced from 7 exons. Gene Ontology annotation, molecular function: oxidoreductase activity. The record is from RefSeq and is a predicted model, not a curated record.
ACAGACAUCUUGACGAUCAUGGGGUGUCGCCUCACUGACUCCCUGGCCCUUCCAAUGCCUGUGUUCUUGAUCCUACUGGCGAUUGCCGCCCCGACAGUCGUCUGGUCAUUCACUUACUUCCUUCCCUUGAUCUUCAUGAAGCUGCUGGGCCCUCAAGACUUGAAAAAGAAGUACAACGCUCAAUGGGCUCUCGUCACGGGGGGUUCUUCCGGCAUCGGGCGGGCCAUCGUGGAUCGAUUAGCUAUGCAGGGCUUGAAUGUCUGCGUCGUCUCCAUGGAUGACGACUUGCUCAAGAACACUGUGAAGGAGCUUCAAAGCGCUUUCCCCAAGCAGGAGUUCCGCGCCGUUGGCGUUUUAUUCGCCCCCGGCCAAGCCUACCUCCCCAAGAUUAUUUCGGCAACCAAGGAUAUCGACGUCCAGAUUAUUUUCAACAACGCGGGCUAUAUUCUCACAGGUUUCUUCGACUCGCAGCCGUUGGAGAAGCAGCUCGCCAACGUGGAAUGCAACGCCACGGCCGCCGUUGGCAUUACGCACCAUUUUCUCCAGAAGCUCAUACAGGUAUCACUGAUUUCUCCUUCUUCUUCUCGCUUUCACACCGUUUUUAUGCCCAUCAUUUUUAGUUCUGUGCAUGGCGCCAGCGUCGUUCCUCCUUUGCUUCAUCCUCGCACACACCUCCCACCUGACUUGGGGUGGACGGCCCAUAUGCCUUUUCGCGCAAUUUUCUUGUCCCAGAAAAAGUUGCCGGGCUGCAUCGUCUUCACUUCCUCGGUGUCUGGGUACAUGCCCUCGCCCUUCUCCUCCAUGUAUGGCGCCACCAAGGCGUUCCUCUCCCAGUUCGCAGCCUGUCUCGCGGUGGAAGUCAAAAGCCGAGGCAUCGACGUGAUGAGCGUGCACCCCUCUCCUGUCGCCUCCCGCUUCUACGAGAAGACGCACCAGAUGGAAAUGCUGGACAUGGUGAAAAAAACAGCCGUCGCACCCGAUGAGCUUCCCUCCCAGAUUUUCAGUGGGAUCGGACGCUGCCAUUGGUAUGACCAGGGCACCUUUGCCGUGUUGGUGCGAGCAGGAACAGCCCCCUUGGCCUACAAUGCUAUGGUUCAAGGGUUUGCGGCAAUCGCACAUUGCCUCCCGGACUUCAUCAAGUACAACAAGGAACGAUGAGGGCUACGCAGUGAAAAAAUAUGGUGAGGGAGGCCUUAAAAUAGGUUGGAAACGAAAAGGUGAAAGUUAUUUGGUCGGCGGAUAGCCUCCAAAACGUGAUAGAAAGUUUGCACCAGGAAUAGGUCUUCCAUGUAAUUUUUUUUCCCGGAAAAAAAAAUGACGACCUGAAAA